AUGAACUCAUCCUAUUUACGAGUAAUAUUACUCUUAGGUGCCAUUAAUGUCUUCGCUUCUAUAUCAAUAGCCAAUGCUGCAACAAUCGGUCACAUCUUCCAAAUCAGUAAGAAUUUGUGUCCGGGAUGCAGCCACGACUCCUUACAGUUCUUGUUCCGACACAACUUGGUACGUUUCGCAAGAUUUGAACCUCCGUUGAUAUGGGACCGCAGACUCCAGAACUACGCUCAGAACUGGGCUAACCAAAGAAGAGGAGAUUGUGCUUUGAGACACUCUUUCCAAAGCGGAGGGUUUAGUCUCGGCGAGAACAUCUACUGGGGAUACGGCGCCAACUGGUCUCCGGCCGACGCCGUGGUUGCAUGGGCCAGCGAGAAGAGGUUUUAUCAUUACGGCUCCAACACGUGCGACAUUGGGCAAAUGUGUGGCCAUUACACGCAGAUCAUCUGGAAGAACACGAGGAGGGUCGGGUGCGCACGUGUGGUGUGCAACAAUGGUGGAAUCUUCAUGACUUGUAACUACGAUCCUCCCGGUAACUACAUCGGCCAGAAACCCUAUUGA
Messenger RNA from Microthlaspi erraticum, 558 nucleotides. NCBI's taxonomy places the organism in Eukaryota, Viridiplantae, Streptophyta, Magnoliopsida, Brassicales, Brassicaceae. The record is from the annotation of a GenBank genome assembly.